Molecule: messenger RNA, 1774 nt
Organism: Phyllopteryx taeniolatus (common seadragon)
Lineage: Eukaryota; Metazoa; Chordata; Actinopteri; Syngnathiformes; Syngnathidae
Product: protein PERCC1
Exons: 1
Coding region: 428-1021 (197 amino acids)
Source: RefSeq, a predicted model, not a curated record
AUAUUUUUCUAUGUACUAUUGUCAUUGUUUAAAAAGCGUUUUGGGGGCACGUGCUAGGGGUAAUGUCUGCCCCCCCUUUAGAAGUCAAAACGGCGUGAAAUUGGAUUUUACGCUCUUUUUAUUCUUUAACUACCCUCAUAACCCUGCGCGUGUUUAUCUAUGCGUGUGCAUGUAAACGUGUGUGUGUGUUUGUGUGUGUCUGUGUAAAUGUCUGCGUGUGCACGCGCAAACUUUCCAUGGUGCCUCUAGCAGAGGGUCCAUUAAGACGCGGAGCCCCUCCUCGGUUGUCUGGGGCUAAAGUAAACGAAAGAUUGUUUGACCAACACAAAUAUUUACACACACGCACGGACACGCGGACACACACACACACACGUGUGCGUGUAUAUAUAUCGUCACCAUUUUGACGGAGCACCCAUCACUCACUACGAUGACGACGGGCGUCAUGCGAAACCUCCUGCUGCGGGCGCCAUCACCAGCCUACUUCCCCCCGGAGGAGGAUGAAGAGGAUGAGGAGGAUGACAAGGGGUCCACAGAUGACGAUGAGGAGGAUGAGUGUCCGGACCCCCGGCCGUCGGACCCCCAGGACGUGACCGAGCGUCUGCUGAGGUUCGCCGACAUCAUCAGCCGCGACGUCCGCCGAUACUUUGGCAGGCGGGAGGCCCGGGACGUCUACGAAGAGAGCGCCGGUCCCGUCGGGCCCACCGGGGGCCGUCUGCGUUAUGACGACCUGCUGAGGCUGGCCGGGUCGGCGGCCGAGGGGCCACCUUCCUCAGAGCUGGGCCCCCUGGCUGAACUGUUUGAGUCCCGGGGGAAAGGCCAAGUCCGCCCCAUGAACGCCAGGCACCUGCCACUCAGUUUCUGGAUGGAGCCGGACCCCCCGAACCCUCAGGACGGGCACGCCCCGCCACGGGACACCCAUGCAAACUACAGCCUGCACACGCUGGAAAACUCCCAACCGGACUUUAGCGACCUGCUGGCCAACUGGGACCCCAACCCGGAUGACGCCGACGUGCUGCAGUGACAAAAAGAACUUGGAGGCGUUUUAUCGGCAUUGCUGUAAUAAAGCGUCGUGUGCCUGUCAAGAAAACCUUCACAAACGUGUAAAAAGAAGUUUUAGAACUAAGCUAAAGUAAGACUACUCAGCCUCGAAGAUGGAGGCAGGCAAUAAGGUCACGGCGUUUUGUCGGUAAUGCCGUAAUGUUAGAAAAUUAAAGUGUCAAAAAAUUAGCUCAUUUCGGUAUCAUCUGACUUAAAUUCAAUUUCAACUACUCAACAUUUAAAUACGGAGACUCAUAGUACCGUUUUGUCAGCGUUAUUGGGAUGAAAUUCUGUGUCUGCCGAUAAGUAAAAGGAAAAACUCAAUUGACAAGAUUCUCGCUGAGCUGAAGUCCACCUCUGAACAAUUGAACAAUUUGCUGGCAAUUGUUCAAAGGUAGCAUAUUUUCCCAUUAUUCUGUCCAUUCUCUCCAAUAAUAUACUUUACAUUGUGCCAGUUGCAUUAUGGGAAAUGCAGUGUCCAGUGUGCCUCGUCCCCAUGGUAGCCCUUCAUGUGCAAAACGAUGUGCAAAAGUGUUAUUGAAUGAGUAAUAAGCAGGUCAAUUCAAUAAAAAGUGAACCUUUUCUGGAAAUGAGCCUGAAGCAAAAUAACAGACUUGCUGUAUGUUUUCAGGGAUACGGAUUCUUGAGAAUUUUUGUGCGUCGACCUGUAAUAACUACUCAAUUUCAUGUUGCUCAAUAAAACUGGCUUUGGGGACUAAACUGUUUUGAAAAUUCU